UUUAUUUUGCUGUCAAAUAGUUACCAGUGACCUUUUGGGAUGCUAAAUUACAAUAAUUUUCAAAGCAGGCUAUCUAUCUAUCUAUUUAUACUGCAGCGCUCCUCUCUGCGAGUAUUAUGUGCAGUUGCGCGCCUGUACAAGAAGUUAAAAGUAGAUUGGAUAGAAGGAUAAAAGUGAUACACGGUGUGGCAGUCUUACAGAGGGAAACAACUCAGCUAGAAAUGUUUUUCCAUCGCAAAGAGGUAUUUGUGUACCCAGACGAUGACAACAAACAUGAAGUUGGUGAAGGUCUCGAUAAGAAAGCUGAGAUAACUUUGGACUGUGUUUGGCUGAGAGAUAAAUCUAUUGGAACUACAAUUAAGAGCCCUGAGAAGUUGAAGGCAAUAAGAUGGCAAGACAAGAUAGGGGAGAAUUCUCUUAAAGUCAGUGCCAAGUUUAUUGACUACAGAUCUGAGACAGGAUCUUGUGUGUUUGAGGUGAAAUAUUUCUCGAAGUAUAGUCUAGUUGAUGACUUAGAUGAGGAAGAUGUACCGGAAAAGGACAAGAAACGUUUACCGGUACGUCUGGCACAGCAGCAACAGAUGGCUGUACAGAGAGCAAGUUUUCAGUGAAUGUUCCAAUGAGACAUGUACUACAUGCACUGUGUAGACUGGCAACAGACCUCUUCACAUAUCUUUCCUGGAUGGUUACCUUGGACCAGUAGAUGGCGAGAAAUUCACGGAGCCGAUGUACCGGCAUGUGAUCUCUGUCUGUCAUCGACUGAUUACAGAGUAUUCGGACCCUGAGAGCAAACUGGAUGAGAAGAUAUUCUGUGACUGUCUGAAGUUUAUGGAGAACCACCUAGAUUAACCUGCAGUUCAUAAAAGCCUUUGAGAAUUUCUAUAAACAUCAUGAUUUGACAGCUUUCUUACUGUCGUCUGCUAAAGAGAAUCUGUCUCCAAACUUCGCGGGCAAUGUGCUGAAAUUCUUCAACAGAUUGCUUCUUCUUGCUGACGGGAAUAAAAACGGCCAAACAUACAAGGACCUGUGUAAAUCACUGUGUACACUGGCAGACACGGAUGUCACUGUUUUACAAGCCUGGCUCUCCAAGUAUGUUGUACUACCAAAAGAGACAGACGAGGAAGUAUUGAGGGAGAAUCUUCAGCUGUUAAAGACAUUUACCUUAUACCUGGUCAAAUCCAACAGCGCUGUCAGUGAGGCCGUGCCCCAUGCAAUACUGCAAGCUCUACUGCCCCUAGAGGAAAC
This is a messenger RNA of Mercenaria mercenaria, 1245 nucleotides long. Its product is annotated as nuclear pore complex protein Nup98-Nup96-like. Gene Ontology annotation, molecular function: structural constituent of nuclear pore. NCBI's taxonomy places the organism in Eukaryota, Metazoa, Mollusca, Bivalvia, Venerida, Veneridae. The transcript is spliced from 10 exons. The coding region runs from base 117 to 611 and encodes 164 amino acids. Gene Ontology annotation, biological process: protein import into nucleus; post-transcriptional tethering of RNA polymerase II gene DNA at nuclear periphery; RNA export from nucleus. The record is from RefSeq and is a predicted model, not a curated record. Gene Ontology annotation, cellular component: nuclear pore cytoplasmic filaments; nuclear pore.